Molecule: messenger RNA, 1596 nt
Organism: Hipposideros armiger (great roundleaf bat)
Lineage: Eukaryota; Metazoa; Chordata; Mammalia; Chiroptera; Hipposideridae
Gene: CLU
Product: clusterin
Exons: 9
Coding region: 147-1487 (446 amino acids)
Biological process (GO): positive regulation of proteasomal ubiquitin-dependent protein catabolic process; regulation of apoptotic process
Cellular component (GO): nucleus
Molecular function (GO): misfolded protein binding
Source: RefSeq, a predicted model, not a curated record
AGACAGCCCCAAAGGGGGAGUAUACGUAGCAGAGCGCUAUAAAUACUGGCGCUGCUCUGUGCUCACGACGCCGCGUCGCCAGGAGGAGCGCACGGGUACCACUGACCGAGGCGUGCUAGGAUUCCAGAACUGCAGAAGGAAGCAAGAUGAAGACUCUACUUCUGUUGGUGGGGCUGCUGGUGACCUGGGAGAGUGGGCAGGUGCUGGGCGAACAGGAAGUCUCAGAGAGAGAGCUCCAGGAAAUGUCUACCGAGGGGACUAAAUACGUUAAUAAGGAAGUUAAAAAUUCCCUCAAGGAGCUGAAACAGAUAAAGACCCUAAUGGAACACAAAAAUGAUGAGCGCAAAUCACUGCUCGGCAACUUAGAGGAAGCCAGGAAGAAGAAAGAGGAGGCCCUAACUGAUACCAAGGAUGCUGAAAUGAAACUGAAGGCGUCCCAGGAGGUGUGCAAUGAGACCAUGAUGGCCCUCUGGGAGGAGUGUAAGCCCUGCCUGAAACAGACCUGCAUGAAGUUCUACGCGCGCGUCUGCAGAAGCGGCUCAGGGCUGGUCGGCCGCCAGCUUGAGGAGUUCCUGAACCAGAGCUCUCCCUUCUACUUAUGGAUUAACGGGGACCGCAUCGACUCUCUGCUGGAAAAUGACCGGCAGCAGAACCACGUACUGGACGCCAUGGAGGACAGAUUCAACCGGGUGUCCAGUAUUAUGGACGACCUUUUCCAGGAUAGUUUCUUCAGCCGGGAGCCCCUGGACACCUUCCACUUCUCACCCUUCGGCUCGUCCCCAAGGAGGCCUUCCUUCUUCCAUUCCAAGUCUCGCUUGGCCCGGAACAUAAUGCCUUUCCCCAUGUUCGGACCCCCAAACUUCCCUGACAUGUUCCAGUCCUUCUUUGACAUGAUACACCAGGCUCAACAGGCCAUGGAUGUCCAAUUCCAUAGGCCAUCCUUCCACUUCCCUGAAUUAUCAGCAGAAAAUAAUGACAGCCGCUCUGUGUGCAAGGAGAUCCGCCACAACUCCACGGGAUGCCUGAAGAUGAAGGACCAGUGUGCCAAGUGCCAGGAGAUCCUGUCAGUGGACUGUUCGGCCACCAACCCUGCUCAGAACCAGCUGCGGCAGGAACUGAACAGUUCCCUCCAGCUUGCGGAGAAGUUCACCGAGCUGUACGACGAGCUGCUGCAGUCCUACCAGCAAAACAUGUUCAACACCUCCGCUCUGCUGAAGCAGCUGGACGAGCAGUUCAGCUGGGUGUCCCAGCUGGCUAAUCUCACUCAGAACGAAGACCAGUACUCUCUCCAUGUCACCACGGUGGCUUCCCACAGCUCUGACUCCAGCGUUCCCAAUGGCUUCACGAAGGUGGUUCUGAAGCUCUUUGAUUCUGACCCUAUCACUGUGACGGUCCCAGCAGACGUCUCCAGGAACAACCCUAAAUUUAUGGAGACGGUGGCAGAGAAAGCUCUGCAGGAAUACCGCCAACACCUCCGGGAGGAGUGAGAUGUGAAUGUUGCUUUUCCAAGUAUGAGGGCAUCUGAGUCCAGUUGCCCCUGAGAUGAGCCACAGACCCCCUAGAGAGAGCUCUGCAUGUCACCAGGUGACCAGGCCC